AUGACAAAUGGCUAUGUAAAGCAAACGAUUGAAGCACCAACAAUUGUUUAUUUUGCUGCUUCAUUAUUCAGUUAUCAGGAACUGGCUGGAAAUAUCCUUCUUGCAGAAGCAAUUGAACGGGUUUCUCAAGGACGUUAUAAAAUUAUGCUUCCUCAAAAUGAUAAACAAGACUCUGAUCAUGGAAAAGAUAUUCGUGAUCAUAACUUUGCUUCUAUUGCAAAAUGUGAUAUGAUUUUGAUCAAUUACAAUGGUACAGAAAUUGAUUCAGGUACUGUUGUUGAACAACAAUUUACUCGUGACCUUGAUAUGCCAGCUGUUAUAGUUCGAACGGAUUUUCGUCGAGGUGGCGAUUGUAAUUUGCCAUUUAAUCUAAUGGCCGGAUAUUAUCCAAGAACGGAACUUGUAGAAAUUAAUGCAAUGUCCGAAUUGAAAAUUGCUGAUGCACAAGUUGCAAAACAUCUUUCGAUAGAUGAUCGAAAUAAACAGAUUCAAAUUCAAAUGGCCGAUUCAAUUGCACGAAAGGUUCUGGUGGCGCUAGAUAAUACGAUUACAACAUCUCCACUUAUGCCCGCUGAACAUCGAAAACAAAUUCAUGAAUGGACGAUUACGAAAAUGGGAAUUGGACCGAAGUACGCAGCAGACAUUCUUGCAAGUCUGAAAGAACAAACCGUACGUGACUUCAGUUCACGUGUUUAUCAGUAA
Molecule: messenger RNA, 702 nt
Organism: Didymodactylos carnosus
Lineage: Eukaryota; Metazoa; Rotifera; Eurotatoria; Philodinida; Philodinidae
Source: the annotation of a GenBank genome assembly